Molecule: messenger RNA, 2646 nt
Organism: Agrilus planipennis (emerald ash borer)
Lineage: Eukaryota; Metazoa; Arthropoda; Insecta; Coleoptera; Buprestidae
Gene: ssp6
Exons: 5
Coding region: 405-2354 (649 amino acids)
Molecular function (GO): protein binding
Source: RefSeq, a predicted model, not a curated record
AUAAGUUUUUCGCGCAAAAUUUUAAUUUUUCGCCUCGUAUACUUAUGUUCGAAUUUCUAGUUCCAAAAUAGAACAGUUUUAUUAAAUGUUUUUUAACAGACAGUGUCAGACCCCGUUUCACUUUCCCUACUUUUUUUUUAUUCGACUGCUCGCAAAAACUGCAGGGUCGUUGCCAGCGACAGCUGUUGUCUGUCGAAGAUGGCCGACCCGACGCCGGCGUCCCGACGUCAGGCGUCUCUCCUUUCAUGCAGUUAUCGAACAGAGAAACAGCUGUGCACUUUAUAAUACCAUGGUAAUCGUUUUGCAGUAAAGUUGCGAAUAUGUCGCUUUUUGUUCGUGAGACGGUGAUACGUUUGAAAAAAAAUUAUGUCGUGAAUAGAAAAAUUCAUCUUUAGAAGGAGGCGAUGAGAAAACAACAGAGUCAGCCUCAAAUCGAUCACCAAAGCGAUGACGAUUGCACCUCUUCGAACCAAAUACUUGAAAGAGUCCAGUCCGACAGGGUGACACUAACGAAGCCGGAGGAAGACAGAAGAAGACGUACUAUUAUUGUCGAAAAGAAAAAUGGUUCAUAUGGCUUCACCCUCCAAAGCUACGGGAUCCAUUAUAAAAAGGAACAAGAAAUCGAAAUGAUAACAUAUGUCGAUUACGUGGACUACGACGGGCCGGCUUAUAGGGCGGGAAUGAGGGAGGGUGACGUCAUACUUUCCAUUAACGGCACCGAUAUGGAAAAAGCUGAUCAUAAAACUCUAGUCAAUUUCAUCAAAAACUGUGAUUCUAGAAUGAGAAUGGUGGUGCUUUUUGAAGAUUGUGUUAGAAAAGUGGAACUCCACAUGAGAUAUAUCCAGUUGCAGAGGAUUCUCCAAAGUAAAAUGACCGAAUUGGAGAAGCUGUGCAUCAGAGAGAGACAACUUCUUGAAGGAAAAUGGAAGACACACAGCUUACCAGCUAGAAAAAAAGCGUCCCAUGCAACGGACACUGGAGACCUCGUAACGCCUACGCAACCCCAAUAUCUUUACUGUCGGCCUACUGUUUCUACUGAAGACGUAGCGAAAAUUCAACAGAAACAACCCCCUCCACAAACUGCUAUGCUCGCUUAUCAAUAUUUGGAUCCGCGUUAUCAAUAUGUUUUACAGCCAUCGUCAGGUAGUGGGGAGUACCUUUUGUCUUUCAAACCGCCUCGGUAUCAAAGUGAACAACAACAUUUUCUAGUAAAAACACCAUGCGAUUCGACGCAAAAAUACAACAAAGCUAAUCAGACAGAUAGCACGAAUACAAAGAUAAAAAAAUCUUUUGAUACGUGCCACAGCUACGUCUGCAACCCUUGUAUACAGGGUAACAAUAAUGGUGAUAACGCCAGCCUAGAGGCUUAUGAUUUGGCCAGUCCUUGCUGUGACCCUCAUUGUGUUCCUAAUCCACGGAGAAGAUCCAGGAAUCAUAAGGAAGUGAGAAAGAGAGACUCUAGAACCGAAGAAACCCAGACCCAGACAGAAGAUACCCAGCAGAAACCAAGAGUUCAAACCCAAUACGCACAAGCCCAGUAUCCUGGCACUCAUCAACAAAUAAGCGGUCCAAGGAGGUAUCUUCAAUUUGGCGCGGGUCUAGUUAGUCAAUGUAGUUUGCAUUCGUGCACAUCUAGUGAAAUAAGUGGAAUAGCUCCAACAACUACCGGAGAAAGCACUGCUAGCUAUUCAACAUCCCUUAGUACCGACACCCUCUAUUGGGACGGAUCAGGGGACAUGGGUUCGAAACAACCUAGCGUGAAAUCCUCCACCAAACACGAUUACCAACGCUACCCAUCAUCCACCACCCACAGCUACGAAUCCGCAUACCCCCAAUAUCCCCCGGUGAAGCCCAAGUCUUGGGAUAACUUGGCUACAAAAGCAUUCGGUGGUUAUGGUUUUGGAUAUGGUUACUUGGAUACAACGAAAUGCUCCAAACCGGCGCAAAAGACUUAUAGUACUAAAAUGACCGUGUCCCAGGCUCCACAGUACUUUAGGGUUUGCACAGAAAAAUGCACCAUUACCAGCAGUUGUUCUAAUCAGUCAUCUUCUAUGUACGGGAAUUGUUCUUCUCAAAGGAGGUACAUCCCUCCCACCAAAUCCACGGAAAGCCUCCUUUCUGUCCCGAAAUACUCAAACGAAAUCCUAUCAGAUUCCAAUAUUUCAUGUGACUGUGUCGAUCCAUCGAUAUCCCCCGGUCCCAUGUCAGUCGAGGGUCGUUUCUUCCAAAGUCCUCGUCAAAGUGUGAUAAGUCCCACUGAUCCAAACAUGGGAUAUUACAGCACCAGGAGGAUGACCAGGGGCGAUUUACAAAGGGUUUCGAUAUCAACAAGUUCUGAAGCAACGAGACUGUAGAAUGCAAAGACAGUUAUUUAUUAUAAUGAUAAUAUUAAUCAAUAAAUAAAUAAAUAAAUAAUCAGUGUGCAGGGGUGGUUAACGGACGGAAUGAGUCCACGUUUCGGGUUGUGUUUGAUAACGACAUCUUUUAGUCAGUAUUUGUAAUAACGCUUGAAAUAUACUUGAAAUAUGUUUUGUAUUUUUGUUCGAAACAAUUUUGUUAUUAUAUAGGUACGUUGUUAUACUUGCAUAUGCGCUUGAAUCUUUAUAAUUUUUUAUUGAAUAUAAAGAUUUGUACACUUACAAGUUA